GACUCGAAAGAAUAGCCGGUAGACAUGUUUAUUCACAAACAAAAGGCGCGAAAUGAAGCUUUGUGAUUGGUCGAAAAUACACGUGCGCAAUGUGCGGGAAGUUCGAAUAUUUUUUUUUGACUUGACCUUUAUUAUGGAUUUAUUUAGAUAACAAACACAUCCCAAGCAACAAGAUAUUUAUUAUAUUUUAAAGUCACAAUGAAGGUUACUGCUUUUCUUAUAUUCUUAGUAAUUUUUGCCACUUAUGUGGCGAAUGUGGCCUCUCAAGAAUUUGUAGAAGCCAAUCAUUUGUUUACUUYUGCUGUUUAUAAAGAAAGUGUAAAAAAUGAACAGAACAAUYUUCUAGUGAGUCCCCUUUCUGCUGAAGUAGUUCUAGCUUUGGCUCAGUCUGGUGCCAAAGAUGAGACAGCUACAGAAAUCCAAACUGCUCUCCACUUACCCAAUUCUGAUCAAAAAACUCAAACUGCUUUCAAAAAAUUUUUUUUGCUUUUUAAGGGGACUGAACACUACUCUCUUCAUACUGCCAACAAGAUUUAUCUUCAAGAAAAUUUUUCUAUUAGAGAUGAUUUUAAGAAAAUUGCAACGGAUACGUACCAUUCWGAGGUUGAAAAUAUUGAUUUUUCCAAAGGUGWAGAAGCUGCCAGGGUUAUGAACCAGUGGGUUGAGAAUCAGACAAACCAUAAAAUAAAAAAUCUGAUACAGYCUGAUAGUCUCCGUGGCAGUCCUUCUGUUAUGAUAAAUGCCCUUUAUUUUAAAGCACCUUGGGCUUCCAGAGAUUUUCACAAAUAUUCUUAUUUAAAUAAAACUUUUUAUAAAACAGCCACUGACAAGGUCGAAACUCAAUUCAUGAUGGAUCUUGGCGGUUCUUAUCAACUUUAUGAAGAUAAAGAACUAAAAGCCCAAUUCUUGAAAGUUCCAUUCAAAGGAGAAGAUGCCCAUAUGGUUUUUGUGUUACCAAAUGAUAUAGACGGGCUCGGCAAGCUUGAAGAACAAACAGAUAAAAUUUUCAAGGAACAUCAAUUUCAACCUGUUAUUAUUAACAUAGAGUUACCACGAUUCAAAAUUGAAAGUACGAUUGAUUUUAAAAUAAUUUUACAAAAGUUAGGUGUUAGGAAGGCUUUUAUGAACGGUGAAGCCGAUUUUAGUGGAAUUGCUGGAGARAAAGGGGAGCUUGUUGUGGGAGGGGUUACACAAAAGAGUUAUAUUGAUGUUAACAAGRAUGGUGUUGAAGCAGCAGCUGCUACGAAUCUAAUUUUUACGAUGUCUGGACCUCCACGUACUGACAAAGAUUUUAAAGCAAAUCAUCCCUUUUUGUUUUAUAUUCAAGUCAAAGGUGUGAUUCUUUUUGCAGGAAGAGUUGUUGAUCCGCAAUACUAAAAACAUGACAGUUAUUUUUAAUUURGUGUAAAUAAAAGGAACAAAAAUAUAACUUUUUUAAAUUCUUA
Messenger RNA from Tribolium madens (black flour beetle), 1445 nucleotides. Its product is annotated as serpin B3-like. The coding region runs from base 199 to 1377 and encodes 392 amino acids. The transcript has 4 exons. Lineage: Eukaryota; Metazoa; Arthropoda; Insecta; Coleoptera; Tenebrionidae. The record is from RefSeq and is a predicted model, not a curated record. Gene Ontology annotation, molecular function: serine-type endopeptidase inhibitor activity.